AUGCGUCACGUUUCACACCCGGAGGUUCGCUACGGCAUCGCAGCAGGCAACGUGGGCGGCGCCUUCUCGGUGGACGCGGAGACGGGCGACGUGCGCGUCGCCAGGCCGCUCGACUUCGAAACCCGCAGCAGGUACGAGCUGGUGCUGGCGGCGGUGUCUGCGGAGGGCCGCGUGGUGGGGCAGGCGACGCUGCUGGUGCGGGUGCGCGACGCCAACGACCUGGCGCCAGCGUUCGAGCAGCCCGUGUACCGCGCCACCGUCCAGGAGGAGGACUCCACCCACCUGCCGCGCAGGAUUCUCACGGUAAAGGCGGUGGACGGAGACACGGAGAGGCCGCAGGAAGUGGUCUACUUCAUCACCGGGCCCGGAGUCAACCCCGACAACCCCUCGGCUGGCAACUUUCGCAUCGACCCGAACACAGGGGACAUAUUUCUUCUCAGGGCGCUGGACCGCGAUCCGCCGGAUGGGAGACCGCACUGGCGCUUCACGGCUUUCGCUCAGGACGAGGCGGGCCAGGGACUGGUGGGGUAUGCCGACGUCCACAUCGCCGUCACAGACGUCAACGACAACGCGCCCGUCUUCCCGCAAGCGCUCUACUGGGGCUCCGUGACUGAGAACAGCUCAUCCGGGGAGAUAGUAGCCAACUUGACAGCUACUGAUAAUGAUGAUCCAGAUGAAGAAACUAAUGCAAAGAUAACAUACACUAUUGAGAAGAACGUCAUUGAAGAAGACAGUGGAAAACCAAUAUUUGAGAUUGAUCCUGACACUGGUUUCAUCAGGACAGCCAUAUGCUGCCUUGUUCGUGAACGCACUGCUGAGUACUCGAUUCAGGUUGUAGCUGUGGAUGGUGGAGGACUGAAAGGCACAGGUACAGUUUCCAUCUUGGUCAAAGAUGUCAAUGACAUGCCACCAGAAUUUACAAAGGCAGAAUGGAUUACUGAAGUUGAUGAAACAGAAGGAUUAACUGUGCCAGAAGACACAAUUCUAACUGUUACUGUUCAUGAUCAGGAUGAAGUAAGCUCUUUGCAAUACAAGGUUGUUGAGAAUAGUGGCUAUGGCUCUGACAAAUUUGUACUGAUUCCAAAUUUUGAUGGAAGUGCAGCACUGAAAGCCAUUAAGCCAUUAGACUAUGAAGAAGGGAAAUAUAAUAAUUAUUUUAGGUUCAAAAUACAAGUUACUGACAAGGACACAAAUAAUGAUACUGAUGAGUAUCAUACCAGAUAUUCGUGGGUUGUGAUAAAAUUACGAGAUAUAAAUGACAAUCAACCAACAUUUGAGAACAGUAUACGUGAAGUUUCUGUUGAAGAGAACACAGAAGUUAAUACAUCUUUAGCUACAUUUAGGGCAACAGAUGCUGAUAAAGGAGGGAAAAAACCUGAAUUAAACUGCACUUUAAUUGUACAGGUACAAAUUUUGGCAGUUGAUGAUGGAUUUCCACCAAAAACGUCAACAGCAACCUUGAUUAUACUAGUUAAAGAUAUAAAUGACAAUGCCCCUGUAUUCCAGCACAAUUAUCAGCCUGUUGUACAAGAAAAUGCUUCUCCAGGAAUCAUUUUAGAAAUUUUUGCAAGUGAUGAAGAUGACAGUCAUAUUGGAAAUGGGCCACCUUUCACUUUUCAAAUGGCAGAUGAUGCAGAUGAUGCUAUAAAAUCCUCAUUUCUCAUUGAAAAUAUUCACAGUGGUGCUAAUGGAAAUGGCUCAGCUGUUGUAUCAUCUCUGCUGUCAUUUGACAGAGAAUCACAAAAGAAAUAUCUAAUUCCUGUAGUCAUUAAGGACUCAGGUAAUCCUGUAAUGUCUGGAACAUCGACUCUCACUAUCACAGUUGGUGAUGAGAAUGAUAAUUCUAUGGCUCCUGGAAACAAAGAGAUAGUUGUUUAUAAUUAUAUGGUACAUACUUCAGAAGCUGAAAUUGGCAGAGUUUUCGUUGAUGAUGCGGAUGACUGGGACUUUCCUGAUAAAAGGUUCUUUUGGCAUGGACAUCAGCCUGAUAAAUUUAUACUUGAUGAGAAAUCAGGAAUGAUAAAAAUCAAGAAAGGUAUAGAAGCAGGAAGAUACACCUUGCAAUUCAAUGUGUAUGAUCAUCAACAUGGUCAAGUUGACAUAUUGGCGAAUGUCUCAGUUAUUGUGAAAGAUAUUUCCUAUAAUGUAAUUGCCAAUUCUGGUUCAAUCAGAAUAUUAGAUUUGUCAGAUGAAAACUUCAUCAGAAAAAUCUUCAACAAGAUUGUGGAUGAGCCGGGCGCGGACAUCCGUGGGAGCACCAGGGAAGGGCCAAAACCUCAGGAGCAGCACCAGGCUGGCGCGGACCACGAACGGAAUGCCUGA
Schistocerca piceifrons (Central American locust) is the source of this 2322-nucleotide messenger RNA. Its product is annotated as putative neural-cadherin 2. Gene Ontology annotation, cellular component: plasma membrane; catenin complex. NCBI's taxonomy places the organism in Eukaryota, Metazoa, Arthropoda, Insecta, Orthoptera, Acrididae. The coding region runs from base 1 to 2322 and encodes 773 amino acids. Gene Ontology annotation, biological process: homophilic cell-cell adhesion. The transcript has 14 exons. Gene Ontology annotation, molecular function: calcium ion binding; cadherin binding. The record is from RefSeq and is a predicted model, not a curated record.